AUGACAAAUCUUCUAGUAUUUUUUUUAUCUUAUUGUGAAAUUGUAUUUUGUGUUUAUGGAUUAGCAUCGAAUGAAACAUCAUUACUACAAAACAUAAUUAAUGGAGAUACAGGAGAUGAUCAAGAAGACUUACCAUUACCAUUUGCCAAAUCCAAACCAAAAGUAUGUGGUGAAAUUAAAAUAUCCUUAUUUGAAUUAACUCGUAAAAAUUUUGAUCCAUCACCGUAUGAAGCCUGUGAAGUUGUUUUGGGUUCAAUUAUAUUUGCUCCUAUGCAACAACAAAGUAAAAGAAAUAAGAAAAACAAGAAACAAGAAACAGAUUUAACUUUACUCUCAAAACAACAACAUCCCUUUGAAUUUUUAUUUCCAACUAUAAAUCAUACUACUACUACUUCUACUACUACUACUACUACUACGACUACGACUACGACUACUAUCACUGCUACCACUGUCAUCUCAGCACCUCCAUCUUAUUCUUAUUAUUAUGAUUAUGAUUUUGAUAGUGAAAAUUCAGGCGGAAAUUCUAGACGAAUUCGUUUUUUAAAUUUAAAAGAAAUUUAUGGCUAUUUAUUAAUUGGCUAUAGUUCAAUGUAUACAUUUAGUGAAAUGUUUCCACGUUUACAUAUUAUUCAAGGAAAAGAAUUAUACCAUGGUUAUUCAUUAAUUAUAAAUGAAAAUUUUCAUCUUGAAGAUAUUAAUUUUAAUCAAUUAUUAUCGAUUAAACGUGGUGGUAUUAUUAUUGCAAGAAAUUCUCAAUUAUGUUAUGCUCGAUCAGUUAUGUGGAAUUUAAUUAAAGAAGAUAAAAAACAACGUCUAAUAUUAAGAGGUAAUCGUGAUUCAACUGUUGAAACGUGUGCAUUUUGUACAUGUCCACUUACAGCUGAUGGUCAUCAUAAAGUAUGUUGGAAUUCUACACAAUGUCAGAUUCUAUGUACAAAAGAAUGUCAGACAAAUUGUUUAUAUGAAUCAUUAACAGAUAAAAAAUGUUGUCAUUCAUCGUGUGCUGGUGGUUGUACAAAUAAUUCUAUUUAUCAAUGUAAUGCAUGUGAUAAAUUACGAAUUUAUUCAACUGGAGAAUGUGUACAAACUUGUCCACCACAUUAUUAUCGAGUUAAAGAUACAUUUUGUGUAUCAUACACGGAAUGUUUAUCAUCUGAAUUUUCUCAUAGUCAAUAUAUUUUGGAUUCAGACUGUGUUGAUCGUUGUCCAAAUGGCUACAAAAUUAAUCAUAAUCAUACACAAUGUAUUCCAUGUGAAUCGACAAAAUCAAAUAAUUAUUGUAAUGGAACGUGUGCUGAAAAACAUAUUCGACUUAUCACUGAUUUUCAACAAUUGAAAUAUUGUCAUCGAAUACAAACAUUGAAUAUUUACGAGAUUAGUGUAGCAUCCAGUGGAGAUGGAAUAAGUUCACAACAAACACAAAAUGUAAAUGAAGCAUUAGAUAAUUUAAAAUCAAUUGAAUAUAUCGAAAAUGAAUUUACUCUACAUAAUGUAAAUAUUUUCACUACUCUGGAUGUAUUUUCAAAUUUAAAACAAAUUGGAACAAAUGCUAAUUCAACAAUAACCAUAGCAGAAAAUGAUCAUUUAACAGAAUUAUGGACAAAAAAUCAACCACAACUUAGAGGAAGAUUGAAUAUUAUUAGAAAUGCAAGAUUAUGUCAAAAACAUAUAACUAAACUUAUUAAUCUUACAAAAUCAUCGUUAAAAACAGAAUUAUUGACCAUUUCCAAGGAUACAUUAAAUUCAUAUGCCAACGGUUAUUUAGCAUCAUGUGAAUCAAAUUUAUUAUCACUUACAAUUGACAGAAUUACAUCAUCAUCAGCGAUGGUCUAUGCUAGUCUGUCAUUUGGAGAUUCAAAAGCAUUAUCAUCUGCAUUAUCAGAUUUACGUCGACCUUUUUUCUCUGUGUAUUAUAAGCCAACAAAAAAUUAUCAUAAUGAAACACAUUUUGAUGCCAAUUCAUUGUGUAGUAAAAAUUUGGAAAAUAAAAAAUGGUUUAAAAAGGUUGAAAAAAUUAAUUAUGAUCCAUCAUCAGGAAAAGGUUCAAUAUCACUUACACAUUUACAAUUAUUAAAUUUAGAUGGUGAUCAAUUAUAUGCUGCCUACGGUUCGGUAGCAUCAAAUAUAUAUAUGAUCGGCAUGUUUAGUCCAAUUGUUUAUUUUAAAACAUUUAAACGACAACCAGAAUCUAUUGUAAAUUUACGUGGAUAUUCAACAUCAAAAAAUACAGUUGAAUUACAAUGGAAUCAACCAUUGAAAACACAUGGUCAAAUUGAAUAUUAUCUUAUCUAUUACGGACACAUACACGAUAAAUUACCAAUUAAAAACUCAAAAAUGUGUGCAACAUUAGAUGUUUGGCAUUAUGUUCAACCAAGUGUAUCUGAUUUACCCUCAUUAAACUCAUCACAUAACGGUAUCCGACGGCAACACUGUGCUGAUGCUGAUUUACAUCGUCAAGACAAUGAAUAUGAUACAGACUUAGAAGAUUUGGCUAUUCUCGAACAUCAGCUUAUUAAUAGUGUGGCACAACGUAAAGAUAAACUUCCUGUGUCUAAACAAAUAAAUGAAAAAAUAGCUGAUAAAUUAGAUGAAUAUUUUCAAUCGUAUGAAAGUGGUAGUGUUGGACAACAAAAUGGUAGUGAAAAACCACUAUUAGUAAAAAAUGUGCAACAACAUGUGAGAGAUUCAAAUGGAAUGAAAAUAGAUGAUAUAGAUGGAAAACAACAAAUACAACCACGAUUAUCAACACUAUCAGAUAAAGAGUAUCUGCAACAAUCUUCAUAUGAAGACGAAAUUAUUCUAAAUGAUGAAAUUGAACAUAUGCCACAAAUAACGGCAAAUAAUUUAACAGUGUUGGCUCCUCCACCACCAAAUAACCAAUUAAUUAAAGCAACAAUAACAAAUUUAAAAUAUGCACAAAUGUAUAUGUUUCAAAUUUAUGCGUGUCAAAAUACCGAAAAUGCUUCAUUAUCAGAAGCAUGUAGUACUACGGGCAUUAUAAUCACUGUUCGAACACAACCAGCAGAAAAGGAGUUAGAUUUGGUUCGUAAUUUCACUAUUACUCAUAUUUCCACGGGUCAUCAAACAUCGGAGACAAAAACUCAUUUGUAUAAAGUUCAAUGGUUACCACCUAUCGAUCCAAAUGGUCUCAUUUAUUUUUAUACACUACAAAUUCUUAAUUCUGAUUCAAAAUCGAAAGAUGAACGAUGUUUAGAAGCAAAUUUAUCAUCGUACACGUUGGAACUUUUACCUCAAACUAAAUAUGAACUUCGAUUGAUUACACAAACCAUCACUCUGCUUAACAGACAAUAUCAAGGACAAGGAAAUGAAACGCAACAAAUAGCACCCUAUGUUAAAUUAAUUAUCAUAACAAAAGCAUUACCAAGUAUUCAAAUGAUGAGACAGCUUAUUCGUAAUAAAGCAUUACUCGUUAGUCUCAUAUUAAUUUCAUCGAUUAUUUUUAUAUUGGUUAUAAUGGCCAUACCCAUAUGUUAUAAAUAUGCUAAAAAAGAUGAAAAAUCGUUUAUAUCAAAAAAUCCAAAUUACGAGCUAUAUGUACCAGAUAAAUGGGAAAUUGAGAAAGAUGCUGUUGUUUUACAAAAACAAAUUGGUCAAGGUCAUUUUGGAACGGUUUAUCAGGGUGAAUUACGCUUGGCUAAUGGACAAAUUAAAAAAUGUGCUGUCAAAGUAAAUAAUAACAUUAUUGCAUGUACUAGUUGUUAACUUUUUGUGUUUAAAUAGCUUCGAACGAUGCAUCCCACCGAUCUUUUGCAAGAAGCAUCUAUUAUGAAGUAUGAUAUCGGUUUUUGUAUUUAUACAGUAACGAAUUUUUUUUUUUUUAAGUUAAGACGAGUAGGGAUGCCACAUUACUGUUACUGUUACCAGUAAUACAAAUAUUGUAUAUAUUCCUAUUACUAGUAACAGUAAUACUGAACAGUAUUUCUAUUCUCAGCAACAGCAACACUAAAAGCAUUACUGUUACUGGGAAUAGGAAUAUUCAUAAAAUUAGUAUUACUUUUCAGUAAAGUAAUAAAUACAAGAAAACUUUUUUUUUCAAAAGAAUAUUCAAAAGAUUUUCUAACGUGUUCUUGGAUGAAUAUUUCUAUCAG
Molecule: messenger RNA, 4109 nt
Organism: Didymodactylos carnosus
Lineage: Eukaryota; Metazoa; Rotifera; Eurotatoria; Philodinida; Philodinidae
Source: the annotation of a GenBank genome assembly